Penaeus chinensis is the source of this 1039-nucleotide messenger RNA. RefSeq names its product coagulation factor XII-like. Gene Ontology annotation, biological process: proteolysis. The transcript has 5 exons. The record is from RefSeq and is a predicted model, not a curated record. Lineage: Eukaryota; Metazoa; Arthropoda; Malacostraca; Decapoda; Penaeidae. Gene Ontology annotation, molecular function: serine-type endopeptidase activity. Bases 1 to 942 code for a protein of 313 amino acids.
AUGAAUCUGCCAGGGUCAUUCUGGGUGCCUCAAGAUGGAGGCAAACCUUCUCCCCCUAGUCAAGACCACGAGCUCUUUACAAACAACUCCUGGCUGUCUCACACAACCAGGGGCCACACUGGCAUCAGAGGGAAUGAGCUUGCCGACAGACUAGCCGUCACUGGCAGAGUGACGGCUAGUGAUCAUGCAACCAAGCCGAAAAAUCCUAAAGGAGAAAUGGACUGCGGCCGCUCCCCCUCGACCAGCUGGCGCCGUGCUAGUAAAGAGAUUAUGCGGUUUCUCAGUGGGCAUAGUCACAAGUGUCCCUGCGGAGUGAGCAAAGACGUCCGCAUUGUCGGAGGGACGGAGGUGUCCCCAGCCUUCAGGUAUCCCUGGCUCGUCGCCCUCUUCGACUCUCCGUACCUGGAGGAGCCCUUCUGCGGCGGGAGCAUCAUUAACCUCCGCUACGUCGUCACGGCCGCGCACUGUUUGUUCUCGUGGAGGAACAAGCCCAAGCCCGCGACGCUGUUUCGGGCGAGAGUCGCCGAGCACGGUGUGGAUUCUGAGGAGGACGACCUCGAAGGAGUCACGCGGAUGCUGGCGCUGGAGAGCUACAUCGUCCACGAAGGCUUUACGGAAGGCUACUUCAACAAGGACAUCGCCCUCUUGCGUCUGGAGGAGGCCCUGGACCUGACGUCGCACCCGGAGGUCCGACCCGUGUGCCUGCCGUCGGACCCGACGAAGGUCUACGAAGGACAAACCGGAAGAGUUCUCGGCUGGGGGGACACGUCCAACGGGAAGGACAAAUACCCCGGCAUCGUUCGGGAAGUCGACAUCCCCAUCCUCGAGUGUGGACGCAAGAAGAUAGCCGGUGUUUUGAUCACACCCCCCGUGCUGUGCGCAGGUUUGGAAGGCGGCGGCAAGGACUCUUGCUACGGCGACUCGGGGGCCCUCUCAUGGUGAACGGAGACGGGAGGUCCACCCUGGUGGGGAUCGUCUCUUUCGGCGACGAGUGCGGCCAACGCGAUGUUCCAGGCGUCUACACGGAUUACGGGGCUUC